Beta vulgaris subsp. vulgaris (sugar beet) is the source of this 1478-nucleotide messenger RNA. Its product is annotated as amino acid transporter AVT1I. The transcript has 4 exons. Gene Ontology annotation, biological process: amino acid transmembrane transport. NCBI's taxonomy places the organism in Eukaryota, Viridiplantae, Streptophyta, Magnoliopsida, Caryophyllales, Amaranthaceae. Gene Ontology annotation, molecular function: amino acid transmembrane transporter activity. The coding region runs from base 148 to 1374 and encodes 408 amino acids. Gene Ontology annotation, cellular component: vacuolar membrane. The record is from RefSeq and is a predicted model, not a curated record.
AUUAUGGGAUUAUUAAUGAAGUUAUAUAAAUAGAAGGUCAUCCCUCCAUCAGUUUUAGUGCACCAUAUAUACAUUAUUCAAGAGUUAAGACAGAGUUUAUUUUUGAAAGUUGAAAACAAGGAUACAAUCACUUAUAUCUAGACUUCCAUGGAGUUAGAGGCAAACAUUGAAUCCUCAAAUGAACAAGGCAAGACCUCGUUCCUCAAAACGCUAUUCAAUGGCACCAAUGCAAUCAUAGGAGUGGGAAUACUAUCAAUGCCAUAUGCCCUAGCAUCAGGAGGAUGGUUAAGCUUAAUCUUACUUAUUGCCAUCUCUGGUGCAGCAUGUUAUUCUGGCCUAUUAACUAAACGUUGCAUGGAUAUGAACCCUAAAAUCAAAACCUACGAUGAAAUUGGAGAAUAUGCAUUUGGAAAAAUUGGAAAAACAGUGGUAUCAAUUGUUCUAUAUGUAGACCUUUAUUUGGUUUUAACAGGUUACUUAAUUUUAGAAGGAGAUAAUUUACAUAAUCUUUUCCCUAAGAUGAACAUACAUUUCCAUGGAAUUAGCAUUGGUGGUAGACAAAGUUUUGUGGCCAUCGUCGCGGUGUCUCUUCUACCAACAGUUUGGCUAGACAAUCUAAGCAUUCUUGCUUACAUUUCUGCUACUGGUGUUCUAUCUGCUCUUGUGAUUAUUGGAUCAAUUUUAUGGGUUGGAAUUGAUGAAGUUGGAUUUCAUAACAAUGGUGAACUUUUUAAUUGGAAAGGGGUUCCAACAGCUAUGAGCUUAUUUAUGUUCUCUUAUAGUGCAAAUCCAGUCUUUCCUACCUUGUACACUUCCAUGCAAAAGAAGCAUCAUUUCUCAAAGGUCUUACUCAUUGGAUUUUUGAGUGCAACCCUAUGCUACAUUUCAAUGGCUAUACUUGGAUAUCUAAUGUUUGGUUCAACCAUACAAUCUCAGAUAACAUUAAACCUUCCAAUUCAUGAACUAAGCUCUAAAAUCGCGGUAUAUACAGCAUGGAUAACACCAUUAUCAAAAUAUGCAUUGAUGAUGGAACCAGUUGCAGCAACUACUGAAAGUUGGUUCCCAAAAUAUCAAAAAAAUAGAGGAUUUAAGAUUUUAUUAAGAACUAUCAUAGUUGCUACACAAGUUAUUGUAGCAGUUACAGUUCCAUUCUUUGGAAGUCUCAUGUCACUUGUUGGAGCUUUACUAAGUGCUACAGCUUCAAUCACAAUUCCAUGUUUAUGUUACUUGAAGAUUUCCAAAAAUAGCAGAAGAUCAGUUGAGAGUUUGUUUAUUAUGCUACUUAUACUUUUGAGCAUAGUAAUUGUUGGACUUGGUACUUAUACGUCCUUAAGGAGUUUAAUUAAGGACACUAUUAGACAUCAUAGUCAUUAGGUAUAUUUUAUUAUUAUUGAUGCUUCUUUUAAUUAGUAAAACUAGCUAGUAUUUAGCCCUUGUAAUAUACAAGUUGUAUGACAUUUAGAAUUAUAUAUUUUUAA